AUGGUAGGUCGAAAGAAGCAAAUGGCCUCAAAAACUCGGCUUCUUGAGAGCGACUCAGAGGAUGAUAUUUCGUCAUCGGGAUCCGUCACUGAAGCCGAAGACCUCGAGGAAGAUAUCGAUAUGGAAGAUUUGGAUACAACAGAACUAGAGAAUGCUCAUAGUGAUGGUAAAUUAUUUUUCUUGACGAACACUGAUCACGAUAAUUAUUUUCAGAAGAUGGAUUGGAAACAGAAGAAAUGGAUAAGAAGCGCGAGAAACAUUUCUGCAAAGAAAUCUGGCAGCUCAAAAAGCUUCCUUAUACAGGCCAACCGACAUUUUCAAAUGAUCAAAAAAGGACUUGCUGAGUCGAUUUUAUUGAACGAUGCUGCCACAGGAUUUUGUCAUUGGACAAUGGAACUAGACAAAUAUAUCGACUUCUACGGACGUCGAUUUUCGAAAGAGGAACACAUUCAAUUGAUUCACAUCUUCCUUCCUCUUGUAAAGAAAGGUGCAAUCUUUCGGAAUGUGAAAAUUGCUAUGCGGACAUUAUAUACACUUCUCAGUAAGAAAGAUUUUCUCACUCGUCAAGACUUGGUCAUUGAUUGGCGCCCACUGAUGGAGCUUUAUGUUGAAGUCACGUUCAAGAACCUUGAAGAAGAUGGAUUGUUCCUGAUGCCUGAUGGAUUCAGAUCGGAUUUGCACACCUUGAUAUUCUACUCUCGUCCUUACUUUUCCGAUGAAUCCGUGCAAGAGCUACUAGACGAAGUACGUCCUUUCAUGUGUGUUUGGGACGAAUCAUGUCUUCGGUAUUGGAAACUUAUGGAUCUUUUCUUGUGCACGGCUAUGCCGGUUCAGAGACAACUCACACAUGGGUCUGCACUUUGGCUGGAUGAAGCGUGGUAUUGGUACGAGCAGAUCACAAACAACUCCUUGUUCGAAACGCAAGCUAUUAAAAUGUUUGCAAGACUAUCAGUUGAAUGUCCUGGUCAUAUUGACUGGACUGGUAAGCUCGACUUGAUCUUCUCCCGACUUCUCAGAGCUCUGCGUCUUGGACACGUCACAGGACUCUGCCAAGUUUUCAAUCAAGAGUAUGGAUCAAUCUGGCUCGUUUUCAUGAUGGGAACGAAGGCACACGACAAGUUGAUGAGUCAUAUGCGUGAUCUUUUCAACCAAGUCGAAUCGUUUUUGCAUCCAUCAAACAAUGGUCUUCACACCCAACAUAUCAUGGUUUUGCUUUCGAAGUUGCUGUCUAACACAUUGCUCAGACUGAAGAGGGAAAGGUCAGAGAAGUCACCAAAAAGUAACAGAACACUUACAAUGAUUCCUGAUGAAAUGCGACUCACCCAAGCACAUCUCGACGAGCUGGUUACCAUGAUGCUUCCGAGUCUAAAACUCAUUGCAUUCACCAAAACUUGCAAAGAACUUGUCAGUCCAGCAUACAGAUCUGCAUGCCUUCUGUGUCCGAAAAUUAUUCUACCGAUUGUGCUGGAUAUGGUCUAUCCAGCGUUAGAGACACUUGUGGAACCGCAUCGUCUUCUUCAGACAUUGGGAACUCUUCUUGGUGUGCUCAUUCCAUUGGUGAAAGAUGAACCUGACGCUGAAGGAAAGACGUAUAGAACUCAUGUCAUCACGAUUCUCAAUUCAUUGCUUCCGGGUCUUGACUGCAACGACAUUAGCAAGUGUAUGGUUACGUAUCAAAUCAUUGGUGUAAUCGUCAAUAUGAUUCCAAUUGUGGACUGUUCUGAAGCCGUUCAUGUGCGAUGUGAUCUCACCGAAGACGAGAAAGAGCUUUGUUCAGCUACAGCAAAUUUUGAUUCUAUUAUUUCGAUGCUCAUGGAUCGAAUGUUUGAAAUGCUUAUCGCUGUAGGGCAAACUGCGACAACAUCAGGAACUCAUGGAUCGAUCUCUGCCAAGACAGGAAGUAACAUUGAAGAUCAAAUUUUUCAUCGAGGAACUCUUUCCGUUUUCAAGGGAAUCUGUAGAAACAGUAGUACCGAACUGUUCAAUAUCGCCAUCAACAAGUUGUACAGUGUCGCAUGUGAGCACGUGUUCGAUAGCAGAAUAGCCAAUGACGUGAUUGGGGACAUGAUCCAAGUGGCUUGCAAAUUCCACCCUGAUAUUGCUUUCCAUAAGUUCUUCAAGCUUGUGAUUUCUAAAAUACAAAAUUGUAUCACUCCCGAAUUCUACACUGAAGAGAAGGUCGAGUUUGGAACUCUUUGGUGGAUUGCUAUCGCUUCUCGAAUGAUCAAAGUUCAUCCAAAACUACUUCUGGAAAACUGGCACAUGGUCUCGACUCUAAUGGAUCUUGUGAUGCCGAACAAGAAAUGCACAACAGCAACUGAGAAAGCAUUAAAUGUGAUGGACAACCUUCUGGAUCAGUUGACCUCGAUUCAAAUCAACUCUCUUGCCGAAAGGAGAAAGAUGUACGACCUUUCGACAGAACAGUUUCUUGCUAUCAGACAUUGGGCGGCUCCAGUCGAGAAAAAGAACUGGAAUCCGGAAUGGAUCAUUCCAACGCACGAAUCAAUCGACCGAGCAACACAAAUUCUUCGUAAAUGGUUGGUACCAACUAUUGAUUCACUGAAUGCGCCUACCGGGAUUCCGAAGAAAGAAUUGCUUCAUCGUCUUUAUCUAGUGAGAAGUGCGCUUCUUGGAUCAUGCUUCUCUUUGCCGCUUCUUGAAGGAAAACUGAUUCCAUUGUCUGAUUCGCACAUUAUUACACCAGAAAACGAAAUGAUGACGAUUGUAAAACCAAAAGGAACGCCCGAGAUUUCCAUUGAUGGCAAAAAUGUGCGAAAGAUGAUUCUCGACUGCACCGUCGGAUUGAUCAAUUGGCUCUUGGAAAACAAUCCAGACGAUGUUAAGUCGAUUCAAGAAUCCAUUUCGAUUCUUCGAAGCCUUCCACUUAAUCGUGGUUACACCAGGGAACUUUACAAUACUUCUUCAACUAGUUAUCGUGUCACGAAAACAAUGCUGUGCGACAAAUUGGCUGGUAACAAGAGUAACAUCGAGAUGAUUGUCGAGGAGUAUGUGAUGCUUUUGCAUCGAAAGCGUAUUGCACACACUCAAGGAUGGCACUUCAACGAACAUCACAAGUUAUUGCAGGAUACACUUUUGAAAGUAGCAACCAGUACUUACAGUGAGUUUUUUCAGAACCGAUCUAAAGCACAAGCCAUUCUUUUGAGCAAGCUUCGGGAGCAUCCAUAUUCGUAUAAACUCAUCCUCAAUGAUAUUAUCUCUUUCUUACAACCUGGAAACGACGUUUCCCAUGAACAACUGAAAGGAGCGUUGUAUUUACUCAUUGACGGAAAGAAACAAUCGUUGAUGCUUCGGAUGGAGUUUGAACAACAAGCGAAAAUGUGGCCGGCUCUUGUCAAAGUUCAGCAUAGCGAGAAGCCGACAAUCAUUGCUCUUCUGGAAAAUGCCCAGAAUAUGAUUGUGGACAACUACGAAAGCUACCGCCUCAAGUAUGAGUGGGAACCGAAACAUGUAGAAGCUGCUUGGAAACUGUUGAGAGCUGCUGAUGAAUCAUCGCCAUUGCACAAUGCGGAAAUGCUACGUGGUCCCUCGGAGGCAGAGUUGGAGAAAUACAAAAACUUACUUACCGAAAAGUACGAAAAGUCGAAGGCCAACUAUUUCUCACUCAUCAAUGAGCUCUUUGCUCUUGCUAACGACCCAACUCUUCACUGGCGUCCUCUGGAUAUGGCAUACUCUAUGCUCUCCAUGCAAGUUCGCCGGGACUGUCCACUCCCGGAUAACGUUGUAAAAAUGUUUGUCCGUCUUCUAAUCAACGAUACGGUGAAGACAAGAAGAAUCGCCUCGGCCGUCGUGGCAUCGUGGCUCAAAAUGACGAAGCCAAAAGCAGUGAAACGCGAAUACGUAAUUCCAUACAAAGCACCAAACACUUCAACAGGAGCCAUGCACCCUAUUCCAUACGGAUUCCGGUCGGACAACCGAAUCAUGAUGUAUGAAGAAGACAAGCUGCCUAAAACCGACGAGGAAUGGGAUUCAUUCCAGUUCUGCUGUAAGCAAAAUUGGGGAGCUUACACCUGGCCAGCGAAGCUAAGAACCUACGCACCACUGAAAGAGCAGAAUGCUAUUGACAGAAAUUAUGAAGACUUCAGUGACGUAGAAAAAUACAUUGUGGAGAUGUUCCAAGAUGAGAAGUUUAUGACUCGCUUCCGGGAGCUUUUCUCUAUCGAAAUGAAGAAGGAGGAUGAAUUGUUCAACGCCGUCAAUUUCUCUCUGUUCCAAGGCCUUUUCAGAUGUUAUGGCGAUGUUCUAACUCAUGCAUUCCGAGCACAACUCGAGCUUCUAUUGCAAAGUACUAAGGAAUAUGAACAGAAGUUGGCUGCUGAAAUCACAGCCGGUAUGAUCAACGGUUCAAAGCUUUGGAAAUAUGAGAAGCAGCGUAAACUGUGGAACUGGCUUGACCCUCUUCUCACUAAGACUUUUGAGAUCAUGAAGGAGGAUGGACUACGAAACUGGGGAGUUGCUAUUGCAACCGUUUGCGGUUGUUCGGAAGCUAGAAUGCUGAAGCCUCUAAUUGAUUUGCUUUUCAAACUGAUAGAAAGACCGACCGACAACGCUUAUGCUGCGAGCAGUAGAAUGUUCCUAGUACAAUCUGCUCUGUGUCAAUUCGAAUGGAGAGGUGUUGAAUUAUGGAACAAGUUAGUCGACAUGAUGAAAGGAAUGCUAGUUCAACCAUUCGCGAACCUCAGAGAUCGCAUUGCUAUUUCCCUGGUAUCCGCAACAUGGUACGACCUUCCCGCAGUCUGUGUGGACCCUUCUCUCCCUAAACGUCUCCAGCCACCACGAAUUGAGGAGAUUUCUGCUCUCUACCAAGAUUUGCUAGGCACCUGCUUCGAUGAAGUUAGAAUGGUUCGCGACAUUGACCUUGCUAACGGAUAUGCUAAUGGAUCAUCAUCAUUGACGGUUCCUACUAGUUCUGGUGGAAUGAUGACACAGUCGGCAUCUAGUGCGUCUCUUGCAGAAGUCUCAGAAGUGAAGAAGCAGUCUCGUCUUACACUCCGUGCUGCAAUUUCUUUUGUCUUUAAUACAUGCAAUCAAUCGUACAAUGCAUAUCCGCCGUCAUUCUUGCAAUUCAUCCCUCUAUGGUGUCACUAUUCGAAUGACGUAGGAGACGAGGAACUCCAGAAAACUUGUUCAUCACUUUGUAUCACUCAAAUGGAGGCUAUUUACAUUUCCCCAGAAAAUGCACCAGAAGUCAUUCGUCAGUUCCAACAGAUUCUCUCGACGCCGUGCUGGUGGAAGGCUAAAGUAGCAGCUUUGAAAAUGGUCCGAAUGCUAGUUUUCUCUAAUAGAUACGUCUUUAGAAUACAUCGUGAUGAUGUUGGAAUUAUGUUGGUCAAUGCACUGAAUGACAACCAGAUCGAAGUCCGUGAAAAGGCGGCCGAGGCACUCAGUACGCUUCUUCAAUCGAAGUUCUUCGAGACCACGCCGGAGCUUGUAAGCAAGUUCAGCACAGCGGCUAACUCGCAAGAUAUGGUCCAAGCUCAUGGAGGAGUUAUGGGGCUGUCAGCAAUCGUCCUCGCUUUUCCAUAUUCCGUUCCCCCACUCCUACCUGGAGUGCUGAUGACGAUUUGUCGCUUCGCCACGGACAAAAAUGCAAUAAUUCGCGAAGCCGUUAAACGCACACUUUCGGAGUUCAAACGUACCCACCAAGAUUCUUGGCGAGAACACGAACAACAAUUCAACGAGGACCAGCUGAUGGUUCUUCGUGAUUUACUCAUCUCCCCAAACUACUAUGUCUAG
Messenger RNA from Caenorhabditis briggsae, 5754 nucleotides. The transcript has 8 exons. Gene Ontology annotation, biological process: proteasomal ubiquitin-independent protein catabolic process. Gene Ontology annotation, cellular component: cytosol; nucleus. The record is from RefSeq and is a predicted model, not a curated record. Bases 1 to 5754 code for a protein of 1917 amino acids. Gene Ontology annotation, molecular function: proteasome binding; peptidase activator activity. Lineage: Eukaryota; Metazoa; Nematoda; Chromadorea; Rhabditida; Rhabditidae.